This is a messenger RNA of Suillus bovinus, 718 nucleotides long. Its product is annotated as copper transporter. The record is from RefSeq and is a predicted model, not a curated record. Bases 176 to 718 code for a protein of 180 amino acids. Gene Ontology annotation, biological process: copper ion transmembrane transport. Lineage: Eukaryota; Fungi; Basidiomycota; Agaricomycetes; Boletales; Suillaceae. Gene Ontology annotation, cellular component: membrane. Gene Ontology annotation, molecular function: copper ion transmembrane transporter activity. The transcript has 4 exons.
GUGGAAGCGGAACUUAGAGGUUGUGAGCUCGUCAGAUUGCAACACUUCAGCACUCCACACAGUCCUAGUUGGUCGGCUGUAUAGUAGCCCUCCACUGUAUCCGGAGCCAGAAUAUCCCACAAGUAAAUAUUCUCGUCCGACAACUGCAAAACACCAGUUAUCUACGUAUCCCACAAUGGAUCACGGCGCACACGAUAUGGCUGCAAGGUGCUCAAUGCACAUGCUCUGGAAUACCCAAAUCAUAGACACCUGCAUCGUAUUCUCACAAUGGCACAUCCGCUCUAACCUUCAAUUUUUCUUCUCCUUCCUCGCCAUUGUAGCCCUAGGUAUGCUCUACGAGUACCUCCGUGUCUCCUCGAGGGACUUUGAUAAGCACAUUGCUGUCAAGUUAAAGAUACAGAACGGGCGUAGGACACCGCUUGCUCUGAGUAGGCAGAGCUCGCCUGAACGUGAUGAUGAAGCUGAGGAGACUGGCUUGUUGAAUGGUUCGAGGGUCGCAAGGAAGCAGGGAUUCGCUGUGCCCCCCCUCUAUCGUGUCAUGCGUGCCGUGCUGUAUGGAGCCAGCGUAGGCUUGUCCUUCUUUUUGAUGCUUGUAUUCAUGACAUAUAAUGCAUACCUGAUUUUUGCAGUCAUCCUUGGUGCUGCUGCGGGACACUACAUCUUGAGUGAUACUAUAGAGCCAAACGGCCCUGCUGACAAGGGGAUGGCAUGCCAUUGA